CUCCACCAGAGCCCGUAGUCUCUUUGGAAACUUCUGCCGGGGAAAAGAGCUAGAGAGGAGCUGCAAAGCGGUGUGGGGUUUUUCCUUUUUUUUUUUUUUUUUUUCCCUUUCUCUUUUUUAAUUACCCCCUCCUCCCGUUUGCACCCUUCUCCCGACUUCACGCAAAACCUGCGAAUUUCGAAGAGGUGGUGGCAGAGUGGGAGAAAAGAGGUGUCAGGGUUUUUGAUUUGGGUGUUUUUUCUUUUUCUUGAUUUUAACAUUUCCCCCACCCUCUCGGCUGCAGCCGCUGCCUCUUACCUGUUCCGCGGCAGCCGCGUGCCGCUGGCAACUGAGCAUUAGAAAGGUGCAGGGUUUUCCAUAGAUUUUAAACAAUUUUUUUUUAAGCAAACCCAUUUUUCUCCCCCCCCAACCCCUGCCCCACAACCUCCGACCCCAUUCCGGUGGUCGUUUUGGGGGUGGGGAUAAUUUGGGGUUUUUUUCCCCCCUGCAAGUCUGACCGGGUCGAGCUUGGGGACUGUUUUCUCCAGCCCCCACUCCCUCUGCCUGCACCUGACGCUGCCCUUUUCCCCCCAACCUGUUGCAAGCCUUUGAUCCUUGCAAUCGGGACUUGCUUGCAGGCACCCCAACUCUCCCUCUCUCUCUACAUUUUGCAAUUGUCUAGAGGAAGGGCACCUGCUCUACCUGCUAGAAACUUAAAAAAAAAUUUCUCCGGGCGCGCUCCUGGCCCCUUUCUCCCAGCACCCUCGCUCUCCUGCCCCGCCCCAAGGUAAAGGGGGAGACUCGGAGAAGAUGGUGCUCACCGCGAUCCUCCUGCUGCUGGCCGCCUGUGCUGGGCGGGCCCAGGGUCUGGGCUCCUUCGUGCACUGCGAGCCCUGCGACGAGAAAGCCCUCUCCAUGUGCCCCCCUAGCCCCCUGGGCUGCGAGCUGGUCAAGGAGCCCGGCUGCGGUUGCUGCAUGACUUGCGCCCUGGCCGAAGGGCAGUCGUGCGGCGUCUACACUGAGCGCUGCGCCCAGGGGCUGCGCUGCCUCCCCCGGCAGGACGAGGAGAAGCCGCUGCACGCCCUGCUGCACGGCCGCGGGGUUUGCCUCAACGAAAAGAGCUACCGCGAGCAAGCCAAGAUCGAGAGAGACUCCCGCGAGCAUGAGGAGCCUACCACCUCCGAGAUGACCGAGGAGACCUACUCCCCCAAGAUCUUCCGGCCCAAGCACACCCGCAUCUCCGAGCUGAAGGCCGAAGCAGUGAAGAAGGACCGCAGAAAGAAGCUGACCCAGUCCAAGUUUGUGGGGGGCGCUGAGAACACUGCCCACCCCCGCGUCAUCUCUGCACCUGAGAUGAGACAGGAAUCUGAGCAGGGUCCCUGCCGCAGACACAUGGAGGCCUCCCUGCAGGAGCUCAAGGCCAGCCCCCGCAUGGUGCCCCGCGCCGUGUACCUGCCCAACUGUGACCGCAAAGGAUUCUACAAGAGAAAGCAGUGCAAGCCUUCCCGUGGCCGCAAACGUGGCAUCUGCUGGUGCGUAGACAAGUACGGCAUGAAGCUGCCAGGCAUGGAGCACGUCGGGGACUUCCAGUGCCACACUUUUGACAGCAGCAAUGUGGAGUGAUGCGUCCCCUCCCCGCCCCACCUCCCCUUGCGCCCCUCCCGCCCCUAGCCCCGGCUCCAGCCAGCGCCUCCCUCCACCCCAGGACGCCACUCAUUUCAUCUCAUUGAAGGGAAAAAAUACAUAUAUAUAUCUUUUUGAGGAAA
Messenger RNA from Talpa occidentalis (Iberian mole), 1745 nucleotides. It is a transcript of the gene IGFBP5, whose product is annotated as insulin like growth factor binding protein 5. The transcript has 4 exons. Gene Ontology annotation, molecular function: fibronectin binding; insulin-like growth factor II binding; insulin-like growth factor I binding. The coding region runs from base 790 to 1602 and encodes 270 amino acids. Gene Ontology annotation, cellular component: extracellular region. The record is from RefSeq and is a predicted model, not a curated record. Lineage: Eukaryota; Metazoa; Chordata; Mammalia; Eulipotyphla; Talpidae. Gene Ontology annotation, biological process: regulation of insulin-like growth factor receptor signaling pathway.